Molecule: messenger RNA, 312 nt
Organism: Lactuca saligna
Lineage: Eukaryota; Viridiplantae; Streptophyta; Magnoliopsida; Asterales; Asteraceae
Source: the annotation of a GenBank genome assembly
AUGCUUAUUGUUGACUCUUCCUUUUAUGAUGUUAAUCGGGAUUUGAAAACUAUUUGUGUCUAUUAUGGUCAAAGACAGGGUUGUGAGAAGAUGAACCCAGAGCACAACUUGGGAUUAUCUGCUACCGAUAUACUACUCUAUGAUCCUACUCAUUUUCAGAAGAUAGAGAAGGCGAAUUCUGCUUUGUUUUAUGGUGACUAUCUAUCUAAGCUAGGUUUUCCCUUUAGUGAUGUAAAGCAAUUACGGGAUUUGGUUGAUUGUGAUGGUGAUGGCGGGACGUCGACAGGUGCUGGAGGUGGUGGUGGAGCUUGA